UUAUCCAAAAGUGUUGGACGUCAAAAUCGUGACUAUGUUUUAUUUCAAGAUUGUUAAGGGAAAUAACUCAAAUUUUAAAAUUUAAACUAAAUGGCAGCUCAUUAAAUUUAAGUGCUGCCAGUACCGUGAAAUUUGUAUUAAAAAUAGGUACAAACAUGAAUGAAGAUAGUGUGUUAUUUUUUUCUCGAAUUUGCUUUAAAUUUAUUUUAGGAAUUAGGUCAGAAAUCUAGUAAAUAUAUUUCGAAUUUGAAAACGACAUUAUUAAUCGAAUCGUGUGCGUAAAAACAACAAAUUUGUCCAAUAUUCCGUCGUCUCGUGUAUGGCCUCCAUAGAGCAUAUGAACAACCCAACACUACAAAGAUGGCGACGCGCUCGCUACUUGUUAAUUAACAGAGCUGAGCAAGUUGUUUUUUUUUUGGGUCUGAAAAGUUUAAAGGCUUGCAAUCAAAUGUAAUGUAAACAAAAUAUGCAAUACUUGCAAUCAAAAAAUGUGCACAACGAAUUCAUAAUGAACUGCGCAAGUGUACGAGCUGCUUUAAAAACGCAAACCGAAAGUCAAGUGAAACUAAUACAAACAUUGCAAACGCAAAGCUCACCAUAAAUAAGACGUCGGGUACGUCAGCUAUAAAUAGUAGUAAAAACAACAUGGACACAACUGGUGGCAACAGUCCUUCCAGCAGCAGCAGCAACAACAGUUGCAGUUCUAGCUCCAGCUCAAGCACCACAGGCAACAGCAAUGGCAACACGCGCAUUGCCGAUGGCUGCCCGUGCUCCACAGCAACUGGGAUUCAUCACAACGAACAGCCACAAACGAAGAGGCAAAAGAUCGAUAAACAAAUACGUUUAGUAGGCGCCAAAGCACCUCCUGAUAUACUGGAUGUAACCGAUGUAAUGGACGCGAAUGGCAACAAUAAGAACCAUCAUUUGUGCUCGUCACUGUCCUCGUCCUGUUCCACACACUCGCUGUCCAGCAGUACCAACAAUUCGCCCAUAACCACACCCUGUAAUUCGCGCGCCGCUUCCUAUGCCCAACUUUUAGUCAACAAUAUCUUGCCACAACAAAGCAGUGAAGCAAUCACGCUUGGCCAGGAUGAGGUGGAUCGUGCGACGCAGCUGUCUGAACUGUUGAUUGCCACCAGCAGUGGUGGACCUGCCAUCGUCACCGGCUGCACAUCUUCGUCAACGGCAUUGGCCAGCACAAUGACAACGGCAAUCGAUGACAUGCUGGAGUUUGAGCAGUCACUGACACGACAAUGUCUUUGUGGUGUCUCGGAACGUACGCUGCGAAAACCCUUUCAAUCGCACUAUUCCCACGAUACGAAUGGCCAGAAGCGCAUAGCUUAUCUGCGCGAAUGGCCCACCAACAAAUUGCUGCAGUUCCUCUCCAAUCUGCAGCUGCUCUUCGAUAUAUAUUUGAAGCAGAAUGCCAAGGGCUUCAUAUGUACCCGCAUUAUGGAUGUGUGUGAUGCAUUGAUACGCAACGAUCAUAAAUUGAUCGAUGAGAUUAUUGUUUUGGCUGGCUAUAACAAUUCGUAUGUGCAAUUUCUGGCGGGACGUGUGCUAGCCGCAUUUCUGGUGAUUGCAAAGCAGGAGCUCAACGAUGAGUGGUUACAGAAGAUUGUCGAUCAGCUGUUUAACUACGAAUUGCUAGAUAAAACCGCCGUUCAGAAGAUUCACUUUAGUUUAGACAUUAUCAAACGGAUUGUUGAAUGGAAAGACGUUGAACUGCAUCCGCUGGACGAUGAUUAUGCGGCAGCAGCAAACUCUGUUCCAGGCUCCGCAGAUGCUUCCGUUAACUAUAUGCAUUUCCCUGUGCAGGAUCAACCAUUGGCCAACAACUAUUUCGCGUUGCAAUUUCGCGAUACGAUUGAGCCAGACGCGGGAGAUGCAGAUGCGGAUGUAGACGUGGAUGUUGAUGUGGAGGAAAGGCGGCAGUUCAACGAGAUGAGCGAUCUGUAUGAGAAUAACAGUUCAACGGCCAGCAAUACGACCGCUAAUUAUGUUCCACCAAAUGGUUGUCAUGUUGUCGCUUUGACCGAUUCCGAGAGUUUUGAUACAACACAUCUGAAGUGCGUGACCAUCCAGAAGUUGGAACACAAAUGGCCAACGCUGGUCAAGAACAUGUCCGAGCUAAUGGCGCCCAAUCAUCAAGAUGCCGCCGAGCAUUGUGUGCUCAACUUUCUGCAGCUUUGGGAGAACAUCAUAUCGGUCAAGGCGAAUCUCUCCAUAGACGAGACGCGGCCUUUCUAUGCUCAACUAGAUAAGUUCGAACUAUUACUCAACCAAAAUUUGUCGUGCACCGUCUACAAGCAAAUGCUGUGUCUGUUCAAUGAGGCGCUGUGCUAUGGCUCCACACUGGCGCUGCAGGACAUGCUGCCGGAGGAGACGUGCAAGUUGGCGCAUCAGAUUGUCUGUCAUGUGCGCAAUCCGCGCAUACUCGAAUCCUUGCCACGUCGUCAGCCUGAAAACAUUGUUGGCCUAAUAGGUUACAAUGGUGCAACUGUUCAAUAUGUCAAUGGAUCGCUACGCACCUCGAUUCAGGACAAGGACGAUGCGACGAGCGGCGAGGCAGCAUUAGACCUGGUCGAAAUGGAUAAGACGUUGCUGCAAAAAAUGGUACUCUUGGUGCUCAAGUCGAUAGCUGUCACUGUUAAGGAGAUACGCAGUGAUUCAUCUGAUUCAUCGAUCGACUCCACAGAUUACGAUGCAUUCCAGGACAUAUUGGUCAUCGAACUUUCCAUACGGGACGUGCUCAGCAAAUUGGAAACGUUUAUCAAGCAGACCCUGCAAUUUCAUCCGGAAUGCCAUUUUAGUAAAAUAUUAAUUCAUCUGUUUGAUGAUCAGGAUGACCAUUUGAUCGAGGCGAUGGUUUGCACCCUGGACGUAACAUCGGGCAUUUCAUUUCGCAACAAUGCGUUCCCACAGCUGGUUGCCAUGCUGAAUCCUGUAUAUACAUUUCUUGAAUUCCUCAAAAUGACAUCGAAUAGCUCUGAUCUGCUGCUUGAUCUGUUGGUCAGCAACGAGACGUGCUUCCUGCUCUAUUUACUGCGUCUACUCAAAUACAUACGAAUGAACUGGACAAUGUUCGUGCACAGCUGUCACACCUUUGGCAUGGGCAAUGCUAUGCUGGACGAGGCCAUGGGCGUGCUCAUCCGCCUGCGCUUGCAAAUAUCCAGAUUGGUGUCGCGGCAAUUGUAUCCAUACGACAUCUCGCCGGUGCUGCGACUAUUGGAGAGCUGCGAGAGCCUCUACGAGGGCAAUGAGCUUAGUUAAAGAUUAAAGUUAUACACAGAAGAGAUAUAAAUACAUAUAUAUAUAUAUAUAUAUAUUAUUGAUAUAUACAAAUACAUAUAUGUACGGUAUGGCGUGGAAGCAAAACG
Drosophila nasuta is the source of this 3380-nucleotide messenger RNA. It is a transcript of the gene lin, whose product is annotated as protein lines homolog. NCBI's taxonomy places the organism in Eukaryota, Metazoa, Arthropoda, Insecta, Diptera, Drosophilidae. The record is from RefSeq and is a predicted model, not a curated record.